AUGAGCGCCAAACUCCCUCUCAGCCCUGAAUGGGCAGAGCCGCGCCGUAAGCCGAGCAUCAGCAAAUGGAAGCUCUUCGGCGCCGGCAUUCUCACAGUCGCCGCGUUGCAUUGGCUCACCCCGCAGGUGCACUACUGUUCGCGUCAUCACAGCCAUCACCACCACAACGCGACUUACCCAGGCGAGAGCCUCGAGUGGAAGCCAUGUGGAGAAAUCGCCAAUCGCACGGUAGAGUGUAGUAAGAUGGAUGUGCCUAUGGAUCAGUUCAACCCUGAUGCCAGCAACAAGACCUUCAACGUUCCCGUUAUUCGCCUGCGAGGCAAAGACGGUAGCCCGAAUCUGCUGCUCAACCCUGGUGGUCCUGGCGGCAGCGGCUUUGAGUUUCUGCACAGGAGAGGAGUUCAGCUGAGCACAAUUGUCGGCGACGGAUUCCAUCUUGUCUCAUUUGAUCCUCGCGGUAUCAACUCGUCGACCCCUCAAGCUUCGUGCUAUCCUAGCAAAGAAGCGCGUCAAGAACACGCAUCUGUGCAUGCCGCGGACAUCAACAAGGAUGGAGCUGAGUUGUACGCGUGGACGCACAACUAUGUCAGAGCUUGCGAGGAUACUAUGGGCGAGCAUGGAAAAUACAUCAACACCCCGCAAACAGCUGCCGAUAUGAACAGCAUUCUCGAUGCUGUUGGGCAGAAGGAUAUGUACUACUGGGGCUUCAGCUACGGAACUCUUCUUGGUCAGACCUACGCCACGCUUUUCCCCGAGAGGUCGCACAGAGUCAUCAUUGAUGGAGUUGUUAACCAAUUCGAAUGGUACCAGCAACGCAUCGACAGUGAGGACCUUGUUGAUACCGAGAAUGUUCUUGAUGGGCUCUUCAAGGAGUGUAUCAAAUCCGGCAAAGCAUGCCCGCUGUCUUCUGUCGCAGAUACCUGGGAAGGCCUCAAGAAGGAGUUCAUGUCCCUCAUCGACGAACUGAAGGAACAGCCGAUGGAUGUGUACAUCAACAGCACUACAUACGGUCUGUUGGACUACCAGAAGAUCUGGUAUGGCGCUGUCUUCCCAGUUUUGUACAAGCCAGAGAGGUGGCCCGCCUUUGCCGAGCGAAUGGAGCAUCUCAUCCACGGCAAUGCCACAGAAGCAUUGUUGGAAUACGGACUCGAUGGCCCUGAUAACUACGACGCGCUCUACACUGUUGUUAUGAAUGAUGGCCUAGCCGGUCCUUCUCACUGGCCGCAGGAUUUACAAUCACUUAUCGACAUUGCUCAGCCUACCUUCAACCGCAGCAUUUUCGCGCCCGAUGAUCUCAUCUACCCUUUCGCCAAGCAGCAAUGGCGCAUCCCCAAGACGCACAGCUAUGUUCCACGCUCCGGCGUCGAAACCGCUCACCCUCUGCUCAUCCUCACCACGAGCUAUGAUCCCGUCUGUCCUCUCGUAUCGGCGAGAUCCGCUCUUGCUGCAUUCGAAGAUUCGCGACUUAUAGAAGUCAAGGGUUACGGUCAUUGUUCUGUCGCAGUGCCCUCGCUGUGUCUCGCCAAGCACGUCCGUGGCUUUUUGUAUAACGGUACCCUGCCUGCUAAUAACGAGACGCAGUGUGAGGUUGACGGACCUUACUUUAAGCCUAGUGGGGUGGCUAGCGUGCAGAGUUUCGAGGACCCAGAGGAUCAGGCGAUUCAUCUUGCGCAGCUUGAUCUGGCAAGGGAUCCUGACUGGCCAAGAGCUAUCCAUCUGUGA
Molecule: messenger RNA, 1722 nt
Organism: Fusarium sp. VM40
Lineage: Eukaryota; Fungi; Ascomycota; Sordariomycetes; Hypocreales; Nectriaceae
Source: the annotation of a GenBank genome assembly